GCAAAAUCAACUGGUUUUUCUUUAGGAACGUCACCGCUUUGAAGAGCCAUUAUACAUUGGGUCAUCACCAAAUGUCAACUAAACUGUUAGUUAUUGCUCUGCAGCGGUUUCAUAUUCUGCAUCCAUCCUAGUUUUUAUUGAGUUUCUACAAUUGCAGCUUAUCUUGUUUUGUACUUUCAUCCAUAUUGAAGCGCGCUUAAUUGCUUUUUUCUCCCAUCUUAAGGACAAGCCAACUCCGAAAACACACGAAUGAGAACGAUCCAAAGAUUAGAAUUGGGUAAUUCUUGAAAUUUGCAAUUACAAAAAAAACAAGAAAGAAAGAAAGAAAGAAACUUGGUCUUCUGCAAUGUGAUACUUGUACAUGCAUGGAAGUGCAACAUUUUUUAUAUCUACAAGUUGUUGUUUUGCGGUUUUGAAUUGUCAGAAAAUCAGGCCUCCGUAUAGUGAUUUUUCUUGUUCUGAAGGUAUAUAUAUUAUUGGAAAGGCUUCUUCCAAUUACCAUAAACUGAUCAGAUGUUGGAUUUUCUUUGGCUGCAGUUGUGGGAUGGACAAAUUUAUUAGUAGGGUAUGCUUUGUGGACGCUUAUGAUGUAUUUAACAGACGUUUGGAAGCUUCCCUUCACAGAUGCAGCUGUUAUUCUCAAUUUGUAUUAUGAAGUAUCAGCCUUCUUGCCCUUAUUGUUACAAUUCCUAGUUGAUACUUUGAUGGGGAACUUCUGGAUGCUCCUCAUUUCUUCUCUAGCUUAUAGCAUGGGACUGGUUUUCUUGGCAAUGUCAACACCACCUCUACUUUCUAAGGUUACGGGGUCAUGUAGUUCAUAUGAGCCUGAAUGCAUUGGUGAUGCUCAGCGCGUACUGUUUUACACUGCAUUAGCGUUUAUAGCGGUCGGGACAGCGGGACACACAGUUUCCUUGUCGAGUUUCGUGGAAGAACAAGGACAAGAUGCAGAUUCAGCACCAGAUAAUGUCACAUUCGGAUCGAUCAUUGAAGUCCGAGUUCGUAAGGUAGUUGGAUUUGGAAUCCCUUGUUUUGCAGUUCUGGGUUUCCCCUAUAUAAAGCCAUGGUCGCUUCAUUUCGGAAUUCCAGCCAUAUUUAGUGUGGUGGCAACGCUUAUAUUCAUGAGCGGUUCAUCUAGUUAUACUUGUGUUGAACCUCAAGGUAGCCCUCUGACUAUGGUGAUGAGGGUGUUUGUGGCUGCAGCAUCCAAAAAUAAUCAUCCACAUCCAUAUCAUAGCCAGCUCAAUGGGAUGGCUAAUUCAGAAAUCCCUCACACUUGUCACCCCCUCCGGUGCUUGAACAAGGCUGCACUAGUACUACCAAAUCAGUCUCUGGAAGAGCAACAGAACAAUAGGUGGAAGCUUUGCACGGUCGCGGAAGUUGAAUACACAAAACACAUAGUACGUUGGGUUCCCAUGGCCAUCUCAUUCAUGAGUUUGGGUUUACUCAUCUCACUUGGGGUCACAUUUUUUGUGGAGCAAGCAAAACACAUGAACCACAAGGCGGUCGGAAGCCUAACCGUACCGUUGACAAUCUUCUGGUGGAUCACUGCUCAAGCAAGGUCGAUUGUCCCCGGUGUGUAUUAUACAAUCUCAGUUUUGAGCCACCCGAAUGAAGUAACCAGGCAUGCUAGGGCGGGAACAAAGGUAUCAAUGCUAAUAGGCAUCUUAUGUUGCCUGACUGCUGCAAAAGUGGAAUCUCAUAGACUUGAAAGGAACCACCCCAUCUCAGUAUUCUGGUUACUGCCUCAAUUUAUCCUGCUUGGUGCCACGCAGGGGAUGUACGAAUCGGGUUUGGCUCUUACCAGUUCUCAGAUUUUCCGUUUCAGGCCUCAUUUGGCCAAGUUUAUGGCACUGUUUACCAGCAUGGGGAUUAAUAUGGGAUUCAUAGGCAGUAUUAUUGCAAUAAAUGUAUUGGGUAAGGUGACUAAAACAGGGGGAAAACAGGGCUGGUUCCAGGACACCUUAAACCAUAGUAGACUUGACAAUUAUUACUACUUUCUGGCCGGCUUAUGUGCCGCAAACCUUGUGCUUUACUACAUGGUGUGGAAGUUUUGCCGAGGCGAAGAUGAUUCCUAGGAUUCCGACGAUUUUGAAUCUCUCAAUGCAAUCGUCUGCUUUUGUCUUGUUCUCAGAAUCGCAGGUGUGAUGUGGACCAUGGUGUUUUGUUUGGAACUAAAGGAUCCUCCUCCUUCAAUCAUGUUACUAUUUCAUCUUGAAAUAAAUAUAGACAUUGUUUAUUCACCCUAUGGAAUACAUUUACAGUUGGGAGGGGAG
This is a messenger RNA of Oldenlandia corymbosa var. corymbosa, 2273 nucleotides long. NCBI's taxonomy places the organism in Eukaryota, Viridiplantae, Streptophyta, Magnoliopsida, Gentianales, Rubiaceae. The record is from the annotation of a GenBank genome assembly.